CAGCUCCAGUGCGAGCGCGACUCAAAACGAUGGGCCGCCUGGAUCAACAGCCGCCUGCGCAAGGCUAUUAAGCGCGGCGACCUCGCACCCUUGGAAGGAGCAGACUUCGCGGAGCGACUGCGGAGCGGCGUCGUCUUGUGGCGGCUGCUCGGCACGUGCGCCGACGAUUUGCCGCAGACGCCGCGCGGGCUCCGCCUGACGCGGCCGCUGUCGCGGAUCGAGUGUUUGGACAACUUGGCGUUUGUGUUCAAGGCACUCGACAGGAUAGGAGUGGACCACACGGGCAUCGGGCCGCUCGACGUCGCCGACGCUAGGUUGGAGCUAGUACUGGGUUUAGUGUGGAGCCUGAUGGCCCACGUCGCUUCGAGAGAACGGGACAACGUCUUCAAGUGGGCCGCCAUCACGCACGCGAAGGCUGAUGUCGUUGUACCACAUACAAUAAGGAAGAUCGACGCGGCCGCGUCCGACGCCUUACCGGCUUCAAAUGAUGCAAGACGGGACCUCGCGGACGCACUCACGUACGCGGAGCGACGCUUCGGCGUGGCGCCCCUCUUCGACGCCGACGAGCCCUCUGUGGAUGAGCGGUGCGUCGUGGCCUACCUCGCGGAAUUGAGAAGGAAGGUCAUCGACCCCUCGCCGCCGCCCUCUCCCAUUAAACAACGGGAGGCGCCCUGGCUCGCGACCUUAAAGGCGUGGCGCGACCGCGCAGCAUCAAAGACAAACGGCGAGGGCCGCGCCUGGGCGGCAGCUUUACAUGACGCGCUCGACUUGUGCGACGCCCCUCCUUCCAAAGCUUGGGACGCGUUAAGGGCGGACGCCGACACAUUAUCGAGGCGAAGCGCGGCGGAGGAUGAUAGUGAGGCGGCCGCGCUCGCCGCCGGGAAAGCGAUGGGCGCGGCCGAGGGCCGCGCCGAGGCACGAGCGGCACAAGCUGUCUCCAGAGCCAUCGAGGGCAAGGAGGCCGCCGCGGCGCGCAUGAACGUGCAGGCGCGCGCGGCGCUCAAGGCCGCGACAAAAGCGGACGCCGCGGCGGCGGCUGUUGUCGCCGAGGCCGCGGCGAGGCUACAAGACGUCGAAGAGAAGCGCCGCGCGGCCUUCGAGGAGGGGUGCCGGACGGCCCUGAAAGAUGCCGCCGCCACGAACGCUUCGACAAUAGUCGACGCGGACGCCACGCUCGCCGCGGCGACGGCGGCGACGGCGCACGCUGUCGCAAAGGCGCGACAAGACGCCGACGCCCAGCACGCGGCGGCCAAGCGCAGCGCCAUCGAAGAGCAGGUCAAGCGCCUCGGCGAGCGCCACGGUCAUGCGAUUAGAGCCCUGCAGGAGCACGCCGAGGCCGCCAUCGUCGAAGCUCAAGCCGCGGCGAAGACUGAAACCGUCAUCGAGGCGCAGAUUGACAAUCUACAAGCGGCCUUCGACCCGGAGACGGCCUUCCAAGCAUUGAGUGCGACGCUCGAGUUCGUCAGGGGCCACGCCGUGUCGCUGCAUAGACGGGACGCGGGCAAACUUAUUAGAGCGGUCGACGCGGCCUACGACCGGGAUCAGAGACUAGCGCUCGUCAAGAAGGCGCAUUUAAAAAUCAAGGAGGUCGUGGUCCGGUUGACGCGGACGGAAUUUCAGAGAGAGGCGCGGUGGACGCCGCGGCCCUCCGACGACGAGCUUGCGCGUUUGAUCGAGCCCCACGAGCGAGCUCUAUUAUUAUCACAUCUGCGGAAUUUUGUGGUGGCCUUUGAUAACAUGCCGGCGGCGGAGCGGCAGACGCUGUCGACGAUGCGCGAGGUCGUCGUGAAUUUAGAUUGGCUCUGCGCGCUGGCGAAGCUGGGCGUCGCAAGCGACCGGCGGCGGCGCUCGUCGCAAGGGUCGCCGUCCGCGGCUCCUCCCGACGCUUCUCCUCGGCGGCGUGCCGAUUGGGCUGCGACGCCGCCGCGGCCGCCGAUGCCCCUGGCGCUGUCGGCGGACGAGCGGUAAGUUUCUGUUUGUUGUUGUUCUUUUUCUUCGGUGCUUUGCGAUUUGUGGUGCUCCCGUCGCGUUCGUCCGCGAGUGUCGGAGGUGUCUUGCGAUCGCUCGGAGGCGUCGAGGACGGUUCCAUGGACGGGUCUUGUGUUUGCCUUGCGUCCUUUCGUGGGCCGCCUUGCGCAUAACUUGCCUGAGGAGAGCGCUCUAUGGGGCUUUUGUUGUCUCGUAAGCGCGACGUCAUCGACGAGAGUACUUGCUUGGCGUUUCAAAUAGCCUUCAUAAACGUGACAAGUCGACUUCGCAAGCAAUCGUUGAUAACGCUUACUCUACAAAUAGUUACACAGAGCACUGUCAUCUCCCCGGCGGGACCGUCGCCGACCAACGGCCCACGUUCCGCCCCCCUCAGUUUUGCGCUUUUGGAUGUAAGUGCUAUGUUAAUAAUAUGAGUGCACCAUGCACCAGCCCGACUCGCGGCGAUGGCGUGCUGAUUUAUGACUCCGAGAUUCGCGGACGGGCCACGGACGCGAGCAGCCAAGGGGCCCUACUCACGACGAAGCGCCACCAGAGGCCUCCAGCUCCCCGUAAAGAAGCUCCCCCGACGCGUGCGUGGCGUUUGGACGAAAAACCUCGGGUCAGGCCGGUUGCUUCAGGCCAAAGACUUCACCCAGCCAUCGCUGUCAAAACAGCUCGAUUUAGGCACCGCGCAGCGUACCACCGACAGACACACUUCGCCAUCUUGCCGUCUGACACGGGGCCUUGGCCGCUGCCAGAUUGUUUCGCAGCGCUGCGCCCCUCCGCGCGCGCAAACACAAAAGCAACCACACUCGCUGAAGAGUUGCCGCAGCGAUGCAACGCCGCGCGCGCGCGCCCCACACAUCGCCCGCGCGCGCUGCGGCAACGCCGCGGCGCGCGCUGCGGCAAGCAAAAGCGCGUAAACCCACAACUUCACCACGAGCGCUUCAACCGACUCACACGACAAAACCGCGCAGGCCCUCUUCCGCACGAAGCAGGGCAACCACGUCCAAGCUGAGACGAUAGCACCACAUCCUACACCGCGCGCGGGAGUACCACGGUACUCUCUGAGAAGCAGCGCCAAGACCCGGACCACGGUAAUUCGUGCGGCGGGGAGCGUGUAGUUUAUCAACAACGAUGAUUCAUCGUUUGUUACAAGAGGAGCGGCCCUACGACAUCCCCGUCGAUGCGGCCUAUGGCGUGCUGUUCGGCGUGCUCGGAGCGACGUUCCUCCUCACGGUCGCCGGUUUGUUCAUGAAGAAGGGUUCUGGACUAGCAGGUGUCCUGCGGCCGACCGACGACUUCCUGUCGGCGCGGAACCGCUACAAGUGGCCUACUUUGGCUUUGUCGUUCUUCGCGUCGGGCAUGGGCGCGUGGGUCAUCUACGGCUCUCCGGAAAUGGGCGCGAUUCGCACUACCAGCUGGUGGGGCGUCCUCGGCUACUCUUCCGCCUCGGCGGCGGGCGGCUGGGUGCUCAUGUGGCUCGGGCCCGUCGUGAAGCGCAAGGUUGGGGAAGACCAGGGGUUUUCGGCCGUCGACUUUGCGUUGAAGCGCUAUGGUCGACUCAUGCAGUUGCUCGUGAUGGGCGUCUCGACCUUCUACAUGUUCAUCUAUGUCGUGGCGGAACUGACGACGAUCGCGAACGUGUAUGCUACCUUUGUUGGUAAGAGUACGGUCGGGACCGACUCGGAGCAUUACACGACCAAGAUCAGUAGCAUAGUGGUCAUCUUCACCUGGGCUUACACGGCGCUAGCGGGUUUACCGGCGUCGAUCCUCACGGACAAGUUCCAGGGCGUGACCAUUUCUAUUUUCGUCAUCAUGCUCCUCAUUGCGACGACGACGCUCAAGUCGAACGAGGUACCGGCGCGGCGUCCCUAUUCAAUAUUUAUGGGAAGGGGGUGUAGCUCAGUGGCAGAGCGUCCGCUUUGCAUGCGGAAAGCCCAGGGUUCAAACCCCUGCUCCUCCAAAUCCCUUUAUACACAAAAAACAACUCCGUGGCGCAAUGGAUAGCGUAUCAGACUUCGAAUCUGGGGGUUGCGGGUUCGAGUCCCGUCGGAGUUGUUUUGUAUCAUCGCUGUGACUGAUCGCGCGGCGGCCGUUCAGUAUCCGUGGCCGAGUUGGUCUUUCGUCGUUUGACGAGCCAAAAAGGCGUUGGAUUUAAGCCCCAAUCUCUUCGGAGGCGUGGGUUCGAACCCCACCGGAUGCACAUGAACGCCGUCGACGCGAUACCGGACGGACUGGAAAUCUGAAGGCUACGGGUUCGACUCCCGUGUCGGUCUACCGCGGUUUGGACUUGUGAUAGUGUGGCCGAGUGGUUAAGGCGGUAGACUUGAAAUCUACUCCCGCAAGGGUCGCAGGAUCGAUUCUUUGACCAAGAUCGAUGCGCGUUCGAACCCUGUCACUAUCGCACACGUUGAUGAUGUGGCCGAGUGGUCUAAGCUCUUCUGAGCGACCAGAGGCGCUGGUUUUAGGCACCAGUCUUCGGGCGUGGGUUCGAACCCCACCAUCAUCACUUGAGUUCCAUUCCGCCCAUUUGUAUCCGUGGCCGAGUUGGUCUAAGGCGUUGGAUUUAAGCCCCAAUCUCUUCGGAGGCGUGGGUUCGAACCCCACCGGAUGCAUUUGGACCGAUUGGCGCAACGGCAGCGCGUCAGAUUCCAGUCCUGAAGGUUACGUGUUCGAAUCACGUAUCGGUCACACUUUAUCGUGUCGUAUCCGUGGCCGAGUUGGUCUAAGGCGUUGGAUUUAAGCCCCAAUCUCUUCGGAGGCGUGGGUUCGAACCCCACCGGAUGCACACGAACCGCGUGGCGCAAUGGAUAGCGCAUCAGACUUCUAAUCUGGGGGUUGCGGGUUCGAGUCCCGCCGUGGUUAGCUCGCUAGACCGGUACAUCUCCACACAGGUCUCGCAGAAGCAGUUAGACAACGCGUCGGGCUGGUUCUCGGAAGGCUUCGAAGCCUUGGUGACGCUCUGGAUCGCGAUCAUCUCCGCCGAGUUGUUUAAUCAAGGCGCGUGGCAGCGGGUUUUUGCCGCCAAGACCGACCGCGACAUGCGCAUCGGCUUCGGCGUGGGCGGCUUCAUGAUCUUCCUGCUCAUGCUGUUCUUUGGCAUCAUGGGCAUGAUCGCCUAUGCGAGAGAUCGGGAAAGUUACGAUAACUUCAUGAAGCUCGGGUACUUGUCGAUCUUUGAUUUGAUCCGCAAUUUGCCGCAGUUCUGGCAUUAUGUUACUCUCAUAUUGUUGACGACCUUAGCGGCGUCGUCCAUUGAUACGCUCCAGAACGCUUUGGCUUCGGUCCUGUCGCACGACUUGAUCAAGCACAAGCUCUCGCCGAACUGGUCUCGACUCGUCGUGAUUGCUUUGAAUAUCGGCGCGGUCAUCAUGGCUAAUAGACGCUACGAGGUCGUUCCCUUAUUCUUAGUUGCUGAUUUAGUAUGUGCGACGUGCGUCUUCCCCCUGUUCCUGGGGAUCAGGACCGAAGACUGGGAGAUUGGAUCCAUCAAAAUCCCGGCGCCGACGGAGCUAGGAGCCUUCUUAGGAGCCAUCAGCGCCAUGGUCGCCGUCAUUAUUAAUGGUGAAGUGAACAAUGUCAACAAGGCCAUCAACCCCUACACGGGCAAGGUCUACGACCGCUCGGCUCUCGCCUACUUCUGGCUCAUCCAGAACCCGACCGAGGAGUGCGCGUUGUGUGGUACGAAGACCAUGGUGACCUUUAUCAUCGUGCCCCUCGUUGGGUUGUUUUUUACGUUCUUCUGGUCUUGUCUAGAUGUGCUCGUCAGUGGCAAGUACGCGCGCAAGCCCUUCUGCUUCAUUCCCCGGUUGGAUGAUGUGGAUGAGGAGGUGCCCCUCGUCAAGGAUGAUGAAAAGAAGGACGAGCCGCUCGAGGCCUAGUGCCUCCCUUCGCGACGAAGGGACACUACCCACCUUUUGUCGUGUUGUUUCCCCUCCCCUCCCCCGGCGUCGACCCAACGGGGUCCGCUAACACGUUUACGUUUAUACAUUCA
Molecule: messenger RNA, 5965 nt
Organism: Pelagomonas calceolata
Lineage: Eukaryota; Pelagophyceae; Pelagomonadales; Pelagomonadaceae
Source: the annotation of a GenBank genome assembly